AUGUCAAUGGACUUCCCAUAUAUCGGCUCGCUGACCGUCUACCUGACCGCAGGCUUAAUCCUCGUCUAUUACGCAAAUCAGGUUUCUCGAGCUUGGCGCAAGAAUCCGACCACCUUGCCCUAUCCACCAGGGCCUCGACCGCUGCCCAUCAUUGGCAAUAUUCGACAAAUUCCUACAACUUUUCCGUGGCUCACUUACCGAGAAUGGGGUCGUCAAUACGGACCGAUGAUUCAUUUUCGAGCGUACAAUGACCACCUUAUAAUCGUCAACUCUGCAAAGAUCGCUGACGACCUCUUCGAGAAGCGGUCCCGAAUAUAUAGCGAUCGCCCUGACUAUCCGAUGCUUAAUUUAAUGGGUUGGGAAUUCAAUUUUGCAUUCAUGAGAUAUGGCGACAACUGGAGGCAACACCGACGACUAAUGCACCAAUUUCUGCGCCUCGCAGCCGUGCCCGCAUACCACCCUGUUCAAGUGAAGAAAUCACAUGAUUUGCUUCGUAUUUUUCUCUCUCAUCCGAAGGACUUCUAUGUCCACCUUCAAACUUAUGCUGCCGCAAUCAUCAUGGCGACUGUGUAUGGUUAUGACAUUGCGCCGGUCGGAGAUCCUUUCGUGUCCUUGGCCCAAGAUGCGAUGCACCGGAUGGGACAGGGCACUAUCCCUGCUGCUAUUCCAGUCAAUAUGUUCCCUUGGCUCCGCCACUUCCCUGGAUGGCUUCCCGGCUUUGGAUUUCAACAAUUCUGUGCUGACACCCGGUUGAUCACAGCAAAGAUGCGAGACGAGCCGUACGAAUUUGCCAAAAAACAGCUGAUUGAGGAGCAUGACUCGACGUCUAUGGUUGCGAAGAUGAUUGAAUCCGGCAAGACGGAAGUCCAACUACAGAAAGAUGUUGCUGGUCUUGCGUAUGGUGCGGGUGCGGAUACGACCUUCGCAACAAUGGCCUCUUUCGUCCUGCUGAUGGCCACGCAUCCCGAGGUCCAAAAGAAAGCACAAGCAGAGAUCGACGCUGUUCUCGGUUCUCACAGAUUACCGGAAUUCUCGGAUAAAGCACAACUCCCAUAUGUCGAGGCUCUUUGUCGGGAAGUGCUGCGCUGGAUGCCGUUGGUGCCCUUGAGCCCCAGUCGUAAGACAACGGAGGACGAUAUCUACGAAGGUUAUUUCAUACCCAAAGGAACUUCGAUUGUUCCCAACCUCUGGGCCAUGUGCCAAGACGAGGCUAUCUACCCGGAACCUGAAAAGUUCAAGCCAGAAAGAUUUCUCACAGAGGACGGAAGAGUCACUACCGACCCUCUACUGAACCCUCUCGCAUUUGGACAUGGUCGUCGUUCCUGUGUUGGCCGCCACCUAGCAGAAGACUCCGUCUGGAUUGCGAUGGCAUCUCUUCUCACCGUAUACAACUUUGGCAAAGCCAAGGAUGCCUCUGGCAAUGAAAUCGAAAUCCCUUUUCAGUUCUCUGAUGGCUUGAUCAUUCACUCCGAGCCAUUCGAGUGCUCCAUUACUCCGCGCUCAGAAAUAGCGAUAGCAUUGAUUGAAGGCACAGCCGAAAAGAAUGGUUGA
This is a messenger RNA of Mycena indigotica, 1551 nucleotides long. RefSeq names its product Cytochrome P450. The transcript is spliced from 14 exons. Gene Ontology annotation, molecular function: oxidoreductase activity, acting on paired donors, with incorporation or reduction of molecular oxygen; monooxygenase activity; iron ion binding. Bases 1 to 1551 code for a protein of 516 amino acids. Lineage: Eukaryota; Fungi; Basidiomycota; Agaricomycetes; Agaricales; Mycenaceae. The record is from RefSeq and is a predicted model, not a curated record.